Molecule: messenger RNA, 1627 nt
Organism: Callorhinchus milii (elephant shark)
Lineage: Eukaryota; Metazoa; Chordata; Chondrichthyes; Chimaeriformes; Callorhinchidae
Gene: otud3
Product: OTU deubiquitinase 3
Exons: 8
Coding region: 1-1251 (416 amino acids)
Biological process (GO): protein deubiquitination
Molecular function (GO): cysteine-type deubiquitinase activity
Source: RefSeq, a predicted model, not a curated record
AUGUCCCGCAAGCAGGGGCGGGGGGGUCGGGGCAACCGGCCGACCGAACCCGCCGCCGCCGCCGCCGGCGGCAAGGCCCAGGCCCAGGCCCAGCCCGGGGCCGCCGCCGCCCGCAGGGCCCGAGCCCAGGCCCAGGCCCAGGCCCAGGAGCGGAGGAACCGCCCCCACGGCGGCCCCGCGCAGCGCCAACAGCAGCAACAGCGCGAGUUCCUCAGCUUCGCCAAUCAACUCCAGGCCCUGGGCCUCAGGGUCCGCGAGGUCCCCGGGGACGGGAACUGCCUGUUUCGAGCCCUUGGCGACCAGUUGGAAGGCCAUUCUCGCAACCACUUGAAGCAUCGGAGGGAGACAGUGGAUUACAUGGUCAAGCACAGGGAAGACUUUGAGCCGUUCGUGGAGGACGAGGUGCCUUUUGACCGUUACGUCAUGAAUCUGGAAAAGCCGGGUACGUUUGCUGGUAACGAUGCCAUCGUCGCCUUUGCCAGGAACGCCCAAGUGAAUAUAGUCAUCCACCAGCUCAACGCACCGCUCUGGCAGGUUCCCGGAGCGCGGAAGGGCCACGCAGCAGAGCUCCACAUCGCCUACAGAUACGGGGAGCACUACGACAGCGUCCGAAAGAUUAACGAUAAUUCAGAAGCGCCGGCUAAUCUAAAGACAGAGAUGCUGAUCAAGGACGAUUCGAAGAAGAAAGACGGGAACACGACAUGCAAUUAUCGGGCCGAAGACAUACGGGAUUUUGAGAGCGAACCGACCGAGACGGAGGUGGACGACGCAGUUCAGAAAGUGCGCAAUGCGACGGGGUGCACGGACACGGAUUUAAUUGUUCAGAGUCUGGAGGUGGAAAGCUAUAACAUAGAGUCAGCUAUUGCCGCCAUCUUACAGAUGCAUGAGUUGCCAAAUUACGAUGCCGAUGACAAGACAUGUACGAGAGGCUGUAACAGUGACUGUCAGUGUCGGUCUCCACUGUGGAUGGAGAACGGAAGCGGCUCCAGGAUUUUCGGCCCCCAUGUAGCCGACGUGGGAGAAAAGGAGAAUAACAGGACGCUAAAUGAGAAGGAGGACAACAAAAGAAGCAAGAAUAAGCCGUCAAAGGUGACAAACAGGCAGAGAAAAGAGCAGCAAAGGCUGGAGAGGAAGAAACGGCAGGAGGAAAGGCAUCGGCAAAAGUUCCUGGACUGCAAGAGCAACAAUGAAGGCGCAGAGGCUCAGGCACCAGUCACUCUGGUUAAGACAUUCGCCACUUUAAACAUUUGAUGCACUGCCUUCUUUCUGGGAGUGAGCAGCAGCGAACGAACACACACACACUCACACACACUCACACCUGAGAAUGAAACCUGCUUUACUAUCUAGUCGCCCGACUUGGGGAGGAGAGAAGAGGCGAGGCGAAGAGAGGGAUGCAAGUUUACUGCCGUGUAACCGUUGCUGCUUCAAUUACGAGUAAUUUUGACUUCACAAAAGCCGGCGUCUUUUGAAAGUCCUUUGAAAAACGGACUCUUUGUGUUUGUUCCUUUCGUUUGUUUUUGUAUCCUUAGUUGAAAACCGAAAAAUCAGAGGAGGGGUUGCAUAUGUGCAUGUCCGAGGUUGUAUAUUUAUUACACUAUGCAAUUAAAAAGUGAUGAUUCAAGAAAAA